Molecule: messenger RNA, 2538 nt
Organism: Colletotrichum karsti
Lineage: Eukaryota; Fungi; Ascomycota; Sordariomycetes; Glomerellales; Glomerellaceae
Exons: 2
Coding region: 1-2538 (845 amino acids)
Source: RefSeq, a predicted model, not a curated record
AUGCCGGCCCCGUAUUCCGACAACCUGUACUCCGCCGACGACUCCGAUCUCGAAGGCCCGGACGACGACAACCUCGACGCCCACCUGUCGCCCACAGACGGCUACUUCCAGAGCUCAUCGUCGUCAGCAGGCAACCUCUACCCUCCCCAGCAGACGCAGGAACACGAGCGCCGCGAUACCUGGGACAACGUCACCGACGCGACGCUGCCCACAUCCGCUGGCGUCCCCCACGUACCCAACGUCCUCGUCCAAGACCCCUCUCUGCAGAAAGGCGCAUCGUCAAAGGACCACGAAGCAAGGGAAGAGACGAGGUUGAACACAUCAUUCGCCCCGCAGAGUACUUCCGCGGUUGACGACUUCUACGACGGCGCCUCGACCAUCGCCGAUAGCGUAGCGACACCAUCACACACGACUUACACCUCGGCCGCCCAGAGCUCGUCGUCUUAUACGCCUUACUCGCCCUCCACUGACGCUCCCCUGCGCACACCCCAGACUCAUCCAAGAAGGGGUCUGUACUCUCAGCCAUCUUCGCUGUUCCGCAUCCCAAGAGAGGCGCCGCCUGCCUACACGCCUUCGCCCACGUCUCCUUUGUCGUCAUCACCAACAGAGUUCAGGAAUUACCAGACCUUCAACACCAUGGGGGCGCCUGAGGAAGCGCGGCACCUGCUGGGCCGUGACCCGGAGAGCAUGGGCGACGAGCCUUAUGAUGAGGACCCUAGACCUCAACCGUGGAGGGAGAGAGUUCUUAAGAGAUUUCCCUGGGCAUCCAGACGGACGUUGAAGAUGGUGUUGUUCGCCCUGCUGAUGUUCUCCAUCUUCGUUGGCUUCUUAAGCAUGAUGAGCGGAACCGCCAAUCAAUCGCCUAAAUCUCCCUCCAAGGAGCCCGCCAAGCAAUUCGACCCUGUCACGGGUCUCCCCAUCAAGGACGGCCCUGAGGCUCCUGCCCAGCCUUCCGAUCCUACCAAACCAUCGCAGCCCGGACACCCUGGCCUUGAACGACCUCUUCCCUGGAAGCCUCAAGACAUUUGCGCCAAGGCGGAGCACCGCUUCGAGACGAAGGUCUUCGACCUCUCCUUCGCGCCCGAGAAGACCCUGAGCGUGCUCCAAACCGUCGAGAGCGACACGCCCUCGCGCGGCUACCAACCCCAUGUGUCGGGCAACUUCAUCGUGCGCCGCCAGCUCUCCGACGCACCCGGCCCGUCCAUCGAGCUCGAGGUCGUCUCCAACGACGAAAGCCUCAAGGUCGAGGUCGAGUGGGAGUCCAGCAUCCAGCAGCUCAAGAUCAAGUCUCCUCAGCGGGUCGAAUGGAACCAGCCGCUGCGACCCUGCAUGACCAUCCGCGCCACCGUCUGGGUCCCCGAGAACGCCGACAUCAACGUCUUCAAGCUCGCCGCGCUGCACCUCGGCGUCCAACUCAACGACGAUCUCGCCAUCUCCGUCAAGGACACCCUCGAGAUCCGCACCUACGCCGGCGACGUCCGCGUCCCUGUCGACUCCGUGGCGUCCUACCGCCUCGACUCGCGUAACAUCGUCGUCCAAACCAUCUCGGGCGACAUCGCCGGCACCUGGCCCCUCUACGACUCGCUCAAGAUCGGCUCCGAAUCGGGCGACAUCGCCGCCGGCGUCGUCCCCAAGCCCGUCCUCGAGUCCCGCCCCCUCCCCGCCGUGCUCGAGGUCACCUCCGUCUCGGGCGACGUCGUCGUCCAGGAGCCCCUCAAAGAAGCCACCGCCAGCGCCAAGCCCGACACCGUCAUCCCCCCGCGCGACUACUACACCAGCAUCGACACGAAGUCCGGCAGGAUCAAGGCCUACGUCGCCUUCAGCACCGUCGCCGCCAUCACCAGCGUAAGCGGCGACAUCACCGGCGUCGCCCUCCCCGUCUACGACGUCAGCCUCCUCAAGAGCGUCCCCGAGCCCGAGCUCCACACCAAGACCAAGUCCGGCAGCAUCGUCUUCGAGGUCCUCGAGCCCAUGUGGGUGGAGAUCGCCAAGACGCUCGGCAGGGACGAGAAGAAGGCCCCCAACGCGAACCCCAACAUCCCCGUCGACAUCCCCACGAACCCCCUCCCCGUCCCCAACAUCCCCCGCGUCCCCUCCGUGCCCUCCAUCCCUUUCAUCCCCAUCGGCGCCCGCGACCCCUACCGGAACCUCCCCGGCUCCAGCCGCCGCUGGCUCGACCUCCUCCCCGGCAAGCGCGAUGCCGUAGUCUCCUCCUCCUCCUCGUCCUCCUCGGACACGCGCCAAGCCGCCCCCGUCGCGGCGGUCGCAGUCGCCCAGCCCCCGAUGCGCCACCUCAAAUCCUCCCACACCACCGUCAGCGGCAACAUGGACAUCAAGUACCCGGCCUCCUGGGAGGGCACCGUCAGCGCCGAGAGCAUCAGCGGCGGCAUCGACCUCCGCGGCAGGGACCUCAAGAUCGACAGCCACACCAAGUGGCCCAGGGCCGUCCGCGCCCACAAGGGCCAGGCCUGGACGUGCGAGGCCUCGCUCGGCAGCGUGAGCGGGCACGAGAACCUGACUAUCGGGCCCGAGAAGUAA